AUGGGGAAGGCGAGAGGAAUAGGAGAAGGGAAAUUAUCCUCCUUAAGGGAACAACGAAACCUCAGAGAGAAAGAUCGACGGAUGCGCAUGAAACAUCUCUUCUCUAUACUCUCUUCUUAUGUUUCUCCAACUCAUAAGUUACCAGUGCCUCAACUUAUAGAUCAAGCGACAGCAUACAUGAUCAAAUUGAAAGGGAAAGUAGAUUAUAUGAAGGAGAAGAAAAGGACAUUGUUACAGUUAGGGGAACUCGGGAAUGCCUAUCAAGCGUCCUUCCUUCAGCCGAAACUAAGUAUUCGUUCGCGGCAUUCGACAAUAGAAAUGAAUCUGAUUGUGGAUCUAAACAUGAAAAGAGUAAUGUUACACGAGCUUAUGAGUGUUUUUGAAGAAGAAGGAGCUCAAGUAAUGAGUGCUAAUCUUCAGAACUUGAAUGAUAAGACAACUUACACAAUCAUAGCCCAGGCUAUGAUAAGUCGGAUCGGGAUUGAUCCAUCAAGUAUCGAAGAGAGAGUACGAACAAUCAUCUAUGGAUAUAUUAUGUUUUGAAGCAUGAAUUCCCAAAUUAUAA
Messenger RNA from Capsella rubella, 565 nucleotides. Its product is annotated as transcription factor bHLH167. Gene Ontology annotation, cellular component: RNA polymerase II transcription regulator complex. The coding region runs from base 1 to 543 and encodes 180 amino acids. Gene Ontology annotation, molecular function: protein dimerization activity; RNA polymerase II transcription regulatory region sequence-specific DNA binding; DNA-binding transcription factor activity, RNA polymerase II-specific. NCBI's taxonomy places the organism in Eukaryota, Viridiplantae, Streptophyta, Magnoliopsida, Brassicales, Brassicaceae. The record is from RefSeq and is a predicted model, not a curated record. Gene Ontology annotation, biological process: regulation of transcription by RNA polymerase II. The transcript has 3 exons.